This is a messenger RNA of Vollenhovia emeryi, 1578 nucleotides long. It is a transcript of the gene Cth, whose product is annotated as cystathionine gamma-lyase. Bases 314 to 1477 code for a protein of 387 amino acids. Gene Ontology annotation, biological process: transsulfuration. The transcript has 6 exons. Lineage: Eukaryota; Metazoa; Arthropoda; Insecta; Hymenoptera; Formicidae. Gene Ontology annotation, molecular function: pyridoxal phosphate binding; cystathionine gamma-lyase activity. The record is from RefSeq and is a predicted model, not a curated record. Gene Ontology annotation, cellular component: cytoplasm.
AGAUGUUUAAAUUUUUACAAUCGAUACAUCGACGUACAUCGCGAUAUAUCGAAUAUCAAAGCAUAAAUGUAUUAUCGAGCUUGUGACGCUGUAUGAGAUCGCACGAGAGUGCUAUAUACACUCUGCUCUCUUGUCCUUUUCCAGCCACGUGGCUGUCGAUACGCUGUAGGGUAUAUAAAGUGUUCGUCGCCGGUGCGGUCUGACCAUUCCAGUCGGCGUUUCCAGGUCGUGUCGUCAUUAACAUCACCAUAUUUCGACCCCGGAGGUGCUGAAUCUAUCGUCCGCCAAGCCAGUUUUAUCAUCGGCAGAUAAAAUGACCUCGACGGGGAAAGGUUUCGCAACAACAGCAAUCCAUACUGCGCAAGAACCUGAGCAAUGGAGCCAUCGUGCGGUUGUACCACCUUUGGUGAUGUCCACCACUUUCAAGCAAGAUGGUCCAGCACAGCAUCUCGGGUAUGAGUACGGCAGGAGCGGUAAUCCUUCGCGCAACGUAUUGGAAAAAUGCCUGGCUGCUCUAGAAAACGGCAAGCAUGGCCUAUGUUUCGCGAGUGGAUUAGGUGCUACAACUGCCAUUACAGCAUUGUUAAAGACGGGAGAUCAUCUUCUUCUCGGAGAUGAUCUCUAUGGUGGAACUAAUCGUUACGUCCAGAAAUGUUUGAGCCAACAGGGCAUAAAGUAUACCUUCACCGACAUGACUGAAACACAAAACGUUAUAGACAACAUACAGCCCGAUACAAAGAUGAUUUGGCUGGAAACGCCGACAAAUCCGCUGAUGAAGCUCAUAGAUAUCAAAGCCGUCGCCAACAGCUUAACCACAAAAUCUCGUCCGGACAUUAUAUUAGUAGUCGACAAUACUUUUCUCACUUGCUACUAUCAAAAGCCUCUUGAUCUUGGUGCAGACAUUACCAUGUACAGCCUCACGAAAUACAUGAACGGCCAUUCUGAUGUAAUCAUGGGCGCUGCGAUCUGCAACCGGGACGAUCUCGCAGAGAGGCUGCGGUUCAUUCAAAAUGCCAUGGGUAUUGUGCCUUCUCCAUUUGACUGCACCCUGGUCAAUCGUAGCUUAAAAACUCUCGAACUCAGGAUGCAGAAACACAUGAAGAACUGUUUGGCCGUCGCAAAGUUUCUCGAGUCUCAUCCACGCGUCGAGCGAGUGUUCCAUCCAUAUCUACCGUCGCAUAAACAGCAUCAGCUAGCGCUGAAGCAAACAUCAGGGCACAGCGGCAUGGUCUCUUUCUACCUGAAAGGUGAUACAAAGCGCUUUUUGAAAGCACUCGAAGUGUUUACGUUGGCGGAAUCUCUCGGCGGUUACGAGUCGCUGGCUGAGUUGCCAAGCGUCAUGACGCACGCGUCCGUGCCGGAAGAUGAGCGAGCAAAAUUGGGUAUAACCGAUCAGUUAGUUCGGCUCUCAGUUGGCCUUGAAACAGAACAAGAUCUCAUAGCCGAUAUCAAACAAGCAUUGGAAGCUUGUCAAUGAAUUAAUCGGCGUAAUUAAACCGCCAUUAAAGUAACGCAGCAGCAUGUAUUCGAAUUUCUACUAAUUGUAUUAUAUAAUAAAUAAUACCAGAUUUCUACACU